Messenger RNA from Trachymyrmex cornetzi, 2209 nucleotides. RefSeq names its product Protein tyrosine phosphatase 61F. Bases 345 to 1826 code for a protein of 493 amino acids. The record is from RefSeq and is a predicted model, not a curated record. Gene Ontology annotation, molecular function: non-membrane spanning protein tyrosine phosphatase activity; protein kinase binding. The transcript has 8 exons. Gene Ontology annotation, biological process: negative regulation of receptor signaling pathway via JAK-STAT; peptidyl-tyrosine dephosphorylation; negative regulation of ERK1 and ERK2 cascade. Gene Ontology annotation, cellular component: nucleus; cytoplasm. Lineage: Eukaryota; Metazoa; Arthropoda; Insecta; Hymenoptera; Formicidae.
GCCGCAACAGACCAUAGGUUACGUGCGUAAGUGCGUGCCUUUCGUAGAAUCGCUGCGCGCGACUCUUCUGGACUCUUCGCCGUCGUCGUCUUUCCGUGUUCUUCCUAUGAUUCGACAGUGAAAGCCGCUAUUCGUUAACGAGAGAGAAUCGGCACAUGACACGUUGAUUCCUGGUGACUUGGAGUCGAGUGGCAGGAAAGCGAGACUCGAGAUCCGUUGUGUACGCGUCCGAGCCCAGCCUCCUCGCGAGUGCGUGCGUGCGUGCGUACUUGGCGUGCGUCGUACGUGUGUGUUUGAUAUUUCUGCGUCCUGCUAGAUCCAAAAAGCGGCGAGCUGACGCUAGGAUGACCAGCGGCGAGGAGACUGACAGGAGUGUGAUGAACGUCGAAACCGUGUACCAUGAGGUCAACUCCAAGAACGGUUGGGCGUCUUUCUAUCAGAGCAUACGUAGCGAAUGUGAAGCUUUUGAAUAUACAUGCAAUGAAUCAAAAAAACCACAGAACAAAACCCUGAAUCGCUACAGGGAUGUAGCGCCAUAUGAUCACACUAGGAUUAUACUCAAAAGAGGUGUAUGUGAUUACAUUCAUGCCAAUCUUAUACAGGUGGAUCAUGCUGAAAGGCAAUAUAUCCUGACGCAAGGACCUUUGCCAAAUACUGUCAGUCAUUUUUGGUUAAUGGUAUUGGAGCAAAAUAGUAGAGCUGUAUUGAUGUUAAACAAGAUAAUCGAGAAGAACCAAAUCAAAUGUCAUCAAUAUUUUCCAUUGGAUGAUGUAAAACCUACUUUAACAUUCGAAGAUGUCAGUAUAAAAGUGGAUUAUAUCAGCAAGAAAGAGUCGUCAGAUUAUACUACUAGAACUUUACGUAUAACGGAUUUGGAAAGUAACGAUAGUAGAGAAGUCUUACAUUUUCAUUAUACCACUUGGCCAGACUUUGGAGUACCACAACGUCCAACGGCCUUUUUACGUUUUUUGGCAGACGUCAGGAAAUCAGGAGCGUUAGAUCAAAAUGUUGGCCCACCCAUCGUUCAUUGUUCUGCAGGAAUAGGAAGAUCGGGAACAUUUUGCUUGGUUGAUGCAUGCCUAGUACUGAUUGAAAAAUACGGUUUAAAUGCUCUAAAUGUACGGCAUGAAUUGCUGGAAAUGAGACGGUCUCGUAUGGGUCUCAUACAAACACCUGAACAACUUUGUUUUUCAUAUGCUGCCAUCAUUCAAGGAGCAAAACAAUUACCACUCGAAAACAUGGAUAUAAACAACGAAACAACUUAUGAUGAAAUAAUAACAACUUAUGACGAAAUGAAUAAUAAGAGUAACCAUCCAUUAGAAAGAGACGACGAACCUCCUCCUCUACCACCUCCUAGAGGAGAGUCUUUAACUCGUAGUAUGAUGGCAGAUCUAAGUCCGGAUGGUUCGACUGAUACUGAUGAAGUAAGUGGACCACCUGAUAAACCUCUGCCAAGUGAACCACCGAAUCAUGUAGAAUUAUCAGAUACAAACCUAUCUACAUCUAUUUCAAAUUAUGUAUGCGAACAACAUGCGGAUGAUGGCGUAGUACUUGACGAAAGUCUUUCCAAUGACGCUGAGAACUCUAUUCUAACAAACAAUUCUCCGUCCAAUUCAGACGCGAAAGGGGAAGUACGUCGGCGCAAAACGGAAAAAAAUGAACGAUUAGCUACGCAAAUACGCGAGAUGAAACGUCGAGGGAAGGAGAUGGAAGAACGGCAGACAGUCAAGAGGUCAUUAUUUAAAAUCACCCCUCUUAAAAUAGGCUUAGGCUUUGUCAGUGGGGGUAUCAUAGCGAUCUGUUGCUACCUGUACAUGCGUAGUUAGAUCUGUCGCAUUUAAGGAUAUCAUACGUACGUAUAUACACGCAUCACCUUUCGAACUAUCGAUAACAUUUCGAUGACUUGCAAUAGAAAGUGUUACUCUUAACAUAAGAUUCUGUUGCGAGGUUUUAAUAAUCUUGGCUGAAAUCUUCGAGAGAGUAACUAAACAAAGGAUUUUGUAUCAUACGAUCGGCAGUAAAAUCACAUCGCCAGCAAUACCGCAAACGAUACUACUGUCUCCGUUAUCGAAAGAACAAGCAAUGAGCAAAAGAAAUAAUAAAAAACGAUAGAAACGAAAUAAAACAAUGCUAGAAACCGCAAGGUAGUACAUUCUUGGACUGCAUUGUUAUAUAUUCGAAAUGAGAAUGGAUACAUAUGAAGGAGAAA